AUGCUGCCUCCACCCGCGGCCUCCAACGAUGUGCUCCCUUGUCAGAUCCUAGCCGAGGGACUGGGCUUCGACAAUCGCGACCACGAGCUAUGGUGGCUCAAUACCGCUGAAAGUCUCAACCGUGUGAUGAUUCAAUGCGACUACAGCGUUGAUAUGCAGUAUAAAUACCUCUCCUUCUUCCACCGACAAGUGCUCCCCCGCAUGGGAACCUUCCGACGGCCCGGGGUCGAACCGGACUUCAUCUGCGGGUUGUCGCAUGGAGGGCACCCGUUUGAGAUCAGUGUCAAGAUGGACAACACCGCGACCACCUGUAGAGUGGGCUUCAGCCCCAUUGGGCCGUUCGCAGGAACGAAACACGACCCACUGAACAGCCACAGCAAUCGCGAAAUGCUGGCGCAGUUGACGACCAUGCUCCCCCAGAUUGAUCUGCGGUGGUUCGAUCAUUUCCAUGGCCAAUUCGCCCUCGACCAAGAUCAGCAAAACGCCGUCACGGGCAAACUUAUUCGGGAGUCUCACGGAGUCGAGAGCCUAUCGAUCGACUUCAAAAACAACGACAUGGUGCCUAAGGCAUACUUCUACCCCAUCCCUGCCCAUAUUGGAUCGGGGACGUCGUUAUUUGACUUGGGCUUCCGCGCGCUGGAGAGUUUGGAGGCGACUCGGGAGGAUGCCGGGUUGAAGUCGGCCGUGGCGGUGUUCAAGGACUUUCUCAAGUCGCGCGUACCCGCGGAGGGAACCAUGAAUGGAUCCCUGCUGGGCAUGGUAGGCAUCGACUGUCUCCAUCCGAGCGAGUCGCGGCUGAAACUGUACCUGGCGAAUUUCCGCAUGGACCUCGCCACGAUUCGCGAGUACUGGACCAUCGGCGGUGUGAUGAGUGAUGAGACCACGACGAAAGGACUGGAGUUGGCGGAGACACUGGCCAAGCGUUUGAACCUGGGUGACAAAGCUUGUGACACGAUCGACCCGGAGCGGUUGCCGUUCAUGUUGAACUAUGAAGUGCGGCCUGGGAGCUCGGCAAUCAAGCCCCAGAUCUACUUUCCCUUGCUCGGGGUGAAUGACGAGUUCAUCGCGGAUGCAUUGAUGGAUUUCUUCCAGGUUCUCGGUUGGACGCAUUCAGCGAGUCAUUACAAGGAAGAGCUGCGACAACGAUUCCCCCGGCAGGAUCUAUCGCAGACGACCAACGUGCAGCGAUGGUUGGGAUUCUCCUACUCGGCGCAGAAGGGACCGACAGUGAAUAUUUAUUAUGAUGCUGUCGCGGGAAAUGUUGCCAAGGCGUGA
Aspergillus melleus is the source of this 1275-nucleotide messenger RNA. RefSeq lists its product as uncharacterized. Gene Ontology annotation, biological process: alkaloid metabolic process. The record is from RefSeq and is a predicted model, not a curated record. The coding region runs from base 1 to 1275 and encodes 424 amino acids. Gene Ontology annotation, molecular function: transferase activity, transferring alkyl or aryl (other than methyl) groups. Lineage: Eukaryota; Fungi; Ascomycota; Eurotiomycetes; Eurotiales; Aspergillaceae. The transcript is spliced from 2 exons.